UCUUCAGCUGAAUUUUUUUUUCAUGGUGAUUUGAGAAUGGGGUAGUUUGAAGAAAUUGAAUUGAAUCUCUGAGCAUAAAAAGGGGGGGUUUGGUAAUCAAUGUGGUAUAUGGAGCAGAGUAGGAGGGAGAUAACAUCAAUUUUGGGAAAAUCAAAUGGGUUUUGGUUUAAUUGGUGGUUUGUUGCACCUAAUAGUUACAUUGCAACGUGAAUGGCUGAUUUGCAGAGGCCUAGUCUCGUGGAAAGAGACAUUGACCAGGCCAUCACAGCCCUUAAGAAGGGGGCACACUUGCUAAAGUAUGGGCGGAGGGGGAAGCCGAAGUUUUGCCCGUUUCGACUUUCUAAUGAUGAGUCUACCUUGAUAUGGUACUAUGGCAAAGACGAGAAACAGCUCGAGUUACGUCAGGUUUCGAGAAUUAUUCCCGGACAGAGGACUUCAAUAUUUCAGCGGUACCCUCGGCCCGAAAAGGAAUAUCAAUCAUUUUCUCUUAUAUACAGCGACAGGUCCUUGGAUUUGAUAUGUAAAGAUAAGGACGAAGCCGAGGCUUGGUUUGUCGGUUUAAAAGCUCUCAUUGCACGUGGUAGCUACAAAAAACAAAGAAAUGAGGCCAAAAACGAAACUGCCUCGUCCGAUACUCCACGUGGCUGCAGAGUUUCCCCCGCAAUUUCAUUCGAUCAGGCAGAAACACAACAACGAUCCGAAAACACUUCCCAAAGCAGAUUGGGAAAAGCAUUCGCCGACGUAUUAUCAUUUACAGCAACAACCAAGAAUCCUCAACCGCCCGACCCCCUAUCAUACCCCUCCACCUUGCUGCCAGCUGGCGCCGCAGAAAACUUAAACGCUCGAGUCUCCGGUGCAGAAACAGUAAGGGUGAGCCUCUCUAGUGCUGUGAGCUCGUCCAGUCAAGGCUCGUGCAACGAGGAUUUCGAUAACUUGGGCGACGUAUUCAUCUGGGGAGAAGGUAUCGGUGACAGAUCAUCGGAAAAAAACGACGCCCUAUUGCCCAAGGCAUUAGAAGCGGGGGUGGUUCUUGAUGUACACAACAUUGCUUGUGGUAAAAAGCACGCAGUUUUAGUGACGAAGCAGGGUGAAAUAUUCAGCUGGGGGGAGGAGGAAAGAGGGCGGCUUGGCCACGGAGUGGAAACCGACGUACCCCAUCCAAAACCCAUCGAAAAUCUUGGCGGCAAGAGCAUCGAGACGGUGGCGUGUGGAGAGUACCAUACCUGUGCAGUGACACUUUCCGGUGAUCUCUACACAUGGGGUGAUGGAUCUCUCAACUGUGGUUUGCUUGGGCAUGGAAGUGAGGCUAGCCAUUGGGUCCCGAAGAAGGUGGGUGGGCCCAUCGAGGGUUUGAAAGUCUCGUUCGUCUCUUGUGGGCCGUGGCAUACGGCCUUGCUGACGUCAGCAGGUCGUUUGUUCACGUUCGGAGACGGGACUUUCGGUGCGUUGGGUCACGGCGAACGUGGCUGCGUGAUUAUUCCACGAGAAGUCGAAGCUUUGAAGGGAAUGCAGGCGAUUCGAGUGGCUUGUGGCGUGUGGCAUACUGCAGCGGUUGUGGUGGAAGCUUCCGGAACUUCUUCUUCUAAUGAUUCCGGAAAGCUCUUCACAUGGGGCGAUGGGGAUAAAGGAAGAUUAGGUCACGGCGAUAAUGUAUCCCGAUUAGUACCUGAAUGUGUCGCGUCGUUGGCCGAUAAAGAUUUUUCCCGUGUAGCGUGUGGGAAUAACUUCACCGUUGCGUUGACUGCAUUAGGGAGAGUGUACACCGUGGGGAGUGUUGUUAGCGGGCAGCAAAAUGGGAAGAUGCCGGUGUGCGUAAAAGGGAGCAUCACCGACAGUUUUGUGGAGGAUAUUUCUUGUGGAUCCCACCAUAUUGCGGUUUUGACCGCGAAAUCGGAGGUUUACACGUGGGGGAAGGGCUCGAACGGGCAGCUAGGCCAUGGUGACUACGAAGAAAGAACUUCGCCGACGCUUGUCAAUUUUCUCAAAGACAAGCAAGUGAAGAGUGUAGCUUGCGGUUCGAAUUUCACAGCAGUUAUAUGCCUGCAUAAGUGGAUAUCGAGUGCGGAUAACUCCGUUUGCUCGGGGUGCCGUAACCCUUUCGGCUUCAUACGCAAACGCCACAACUGCUACAACUGCGGCCUCGUUUUCUGCAAAGCUUGCAGUGCAAGAAAGUCAAUAAAAGCUUCUUUGGCUCCUAGCUUGAACAAGCCUUACCGCGUUUGUGACGACUGCUUCGCGAAAUUACAGAAGGCGAUCGAUUCUUCUAAACUUGCUAGUGUGAAGAGUGAGAAGGAUGCUCGUUUGCCGGGGAAUAAUGUUUCGAGGCUGUCUUCGGCUGAGUCGUUUAAAUCGGAUAGGCAUUCAAGUGAUAAUAACAACAACCGUGUGUUUGCUCUACAGAACGGGAGUUCGAGUAAUGUGCAGAGGCCUAGCACUUCUUCGAAAUCGCCCACAAGCCCUUUUGGAUCUUCGCAGGGUUCUAUUUCGUUUUAUCUUCCGGAAGUUUCUAGAUUGCCUUCUCCGAUAAUUGGGAGGACAACCCCUCGGAGGUCAACCACACCUUCGCCAUCUCUGUCUUUUCGCACGUCCGAAGCAAAUGCAGACGAUAUCAAGAUUUGCGGUGAUAAUAGUUUAAGUCUUGAGGUGAAAAGUUUAAGGGCACAAGUGGAAAAACUUACGAGCAAGAACCAACUUCUAGAAGCUGAGCUGGAAAAUAAAACGGAGAAGCUGAAGGAGAUGAAGGCACGGGCGGUGGACGAAGCGGAGAAGAGCAAAGCGGCGAAAGAAGUGAUAAAGUCACUCACUGCUCAGUUGAAAGAGAUGGCUGAAGGAUUUUCAGAGGAUGCUAAUAACAACGAGCAAACGGCAAAUGAUGCUAAUAAUCGGCCGUCCAGUGGGAGCAGUGUCACGAGCGUGACAUCGCCCAAGAGUGAGUCGAGUAGUGACAAUUCAACGACUAUACCACUGUGUAAUGGGACUAAGGCUCAAGCACAGAAAUCGGAAAAGAUUUUACAAGACGAGCCCGGCGUGUACAUAACUCUCGUUUCCUUACCAGAUGGUGUCAAUGAACUUAGACGAGUUCGUUUCAGCCGGAAAAGGUUCACAGAGGAUCAGGCGGAGAAAUGGUGGGCUGAAAACGGAACGAGGGUAUGUGAGCGGCACAACGUCAGAACUGCACAGUAGAAACUCAAGAUGGCUUCUGUUUUGUUGUUAUUAUAAAUUUCACAUCUUUGGUUUUGGCUGGUGUCAUGUCAUCUUUGAGCAGUUCCAAUUUUUUUGUUUUUUUUUUCUACAGUUUUUUCUUACUAUAGUCAGAAUUUGUUGGUUUAGCUGUAAAGUUCGAGAAAUUUUCGAUUACUCGCGAGUUCUUUAUCGAUGUUAUUUCUUUCA
Messenger RNA from Erythranthe guttata (spotted monkey flower), 3390 nucleotides. Its product is annotated as Regulator of chromosome condensation (RCC1) family with FYVE zinc finger domain-containing protein. Lineage: Eukaryota; Viridiplantae; Streptophyta; Magnoliopsida; Lamiales; Phrymaceae. Gene Ontology annotation, molecular function: metal ion binding. The record is from RefSeq and is a predicted model, not a curated record.